Molecule: messenger RNA, 2899 nt
Organism: Notolabrus celidotus (New Zealand spotty)
Lineage: Eukaryota; Metazoa; Chordata; Actinopteri; Labriformes; Labridae
Product: F-BAR and double SH3 domains protein 2-like
Exons: 20
Coding region: 207-2486 (759 amino acids)
Biological process (GO): neuromuscular synaptic transmission; regulation of actin filament polymerization
Cellular component (GO): neuromuscular junction; recycling endosome
Molecular function (GO): protein binding
Source: RefSeq, a predicted model, not a curated record
GUGUUCGCUUGACGCGUGUGUUUUCUGUUCCCUGGGGCCACAGUGUUUUCAACGGGACUCAACUUACAAUCUACUGGACUCACUAUGGCCGCUUGACCCGGGCUCAAAUACACUUCUUCUGAUUUCGUUUGUUCGGAACAUUUAGCAUCAACUUUUUUUCCAGAUACACUUUCGUCUUUUUGUAGUUUUUAUGUCAGUAAAUAAGGAUGCAGCCUCCUCCGAGAAAGGUCCGGGUCACCCAGGAGCUGAAACACACUCAUGCAGAGCAGAUGAGCAGAUUACAAAUCAAACACCAGACAGAGUGUGACCUCCUGGAAGACCUGAGGACUUUCAGCCAGAAGAGGGCUGCUGUAGAACGAGACUACGCCCAGGCCCUCCAGAAGUUGGCAAACCAGUAUCUAAAGAGAGAAUGGCCCGACAGUCUCACAGAAGAUCAGGCAGAUCACAGGAACAUGUAUUGUGUAUGGAAGGCCUAUUUAGAGGGAACGAUCCAGGUCACACAGUCCAGAAUAAGCGCCUGCGAUAACUACAAAGUCCAGGUGGCGGAUCCAGCCAAGACGGUCAGACUGCAGAAGGACCAGCAGCUGAGGAAGUGUAUCGAUCAGCUGAUGAUGGUUCAGGCCGAGCUGCAGGAUUCUGUGAAGGAGUUGUCCAAGAGCAGGAAGAAGUACCAGGAGGCUGAGACGAUGGCGCAGGCUGUACGAGAGAAGGCAGAGCUGGACGCAAAGUCAAAGCUCAGUCUCUUCCAGUCCAGAUCCAGUCUCCAGAGGGCAAGCGUCAAGCUGAAAGCAAAGAGGAGCGAGUGCAACUCCAAAGCCACACAUGCCAGAAACGACUACCUUCUCACGCUAGCAGCAGCUAACGCUCAUCAACAGCGCUACUAUGACACCGACCUCGUGGACUGCAUCAAGGUCUUAGAUGGGAGAAUCUACGAGCAGGUGAAAGAUUACCUGGUGUCUCUGUGUCAAACUGAGCUGGAAACAUACCAGGCAGUCCACAACACCUUCAACCAGCUCCUGAACAGCUCCAAUGGGGUAGCGCAGGAGUUUCACCAGCAGCUGUUUGUACAGGGGAACCUCAUGUUUCAGCAAGCCUCUGAGUUCUUGUACCAGCCCAGCGACUCAGAUACGGUGAUGCAGCUGCAGAAGGAAAGUGGAACAGCUGAGGAGCACAGUCUGGAUAAAGAAGCGAGGAAGUGGGCGAGUCGCGUGGCCCGAGAAUACAAGUGCAUCAUCCACACCCAGAGGGCCUUGGAGGAAUACGGGACACAGGAUUCAUCAGAGCAGAUCAACACUGAGCCGGAGACCAAGAUGGAAGUGGCCAGGCAGAGUCUGAGGAGGGCAGAGACGGUCAAAGUGAAAGCUGAAGCUCGUCUGGACAUGCUGCGGCAGGCAGGUGUCGCUGUUGAAACAUGGCUGAAGAGCGCCAUGAACCAGGUGAUGGAGGAGCUGGAGAACGAACGCUGGAACAACCUCAAUACCCAUGAUCCUUCACUCUCUGGGACAGCAGAUUUGGAGCGAGAGGAUGAGGAGGAGAUGGAGGACAGUGGAGAAGUGUUGGACGACAGCAGCUCCAGUCCCUCCAGCACCUUGAAAAACUAUCCCCUCACCUGCAAAGUCCUCUACUCCUACAAGUCGUCUCAGCCUGAUGAGCUGACCAUCGAGGAGCAGGAGAUCCUGGAGGUUAUUGAUGAUGGAGACAUGGAAGACUGGGUCAAGGCCAGAAACCGCAGCGGACAGGUCGGCUACGUCCCUGAGAAAUACUUGCAGCUGCCUUCGUCUAACAGUCUACUCAGCAUGCUGCAGGCUCUGGCCGCGCUGGACGCUCGAUCCCACUCCUCCAGUAACUCCACUGAACCUGAAACUGAAAUACCAGCCGGCUCUGUGAACGGAGACUCCAGUGUGUCGUUUGCGAAAGCCUUGUACGACUACGCAGGACAAACAGAGGAUGAGCUGUCGUUUCCAGAAGGUGCCAUCAUCCGCAUCCUGAGCAGAGAGACGCAUGAGGAUGACGGUUUCUGGGAGGGAGAGUUUAACGGCAUUGUAGGUGUUUUUCCGGCCGUGCUGGUGGAGGAUCUGACCGGGGGUAGCGAGAACGGAGACGGACAUAAAGAUGGCAGCGCACAGGUUUCCCCCUCCCCUCUGGCUCAGUGCGAUCGCUCCCCUCGUAGUCCCUUCCAGCCGGGGCCUCUCCACAGCAGCCCCCUUCAGACGCCCACCAUGUCCUCUCCUCAGUCGAGUCCCUGCAGCGCCACAGCUUCUCCCAUUGGUCGACCUCCCUCCUAUCACAACGGGCAUCACAGGCCGCCACCAGCACCACACAAAAGCCCCUAUCAGAGUCCAGCUCAGGGCUCCCCUCAACCUCCAAAAUAUCCAGAGAGCACUGCUGGAACCAUCAGACCUGUCCGUGCUGCUCCCCCACCCCCGAAGCAGCAUCCUCGCGGGCAGGUGAAGCGGAGAGAGGAGGUGGAGAUCACGUUGGUUUGAAGUCAGCACCCUGGUGGUGAUGGCGAUGAAGAAGAAGGCCCUGUACAAACCAGCUUGGUCACGGCGGAUCUGUUCCUCUAAACGGACUCCCAAAGGAAACCUGAGGAAACCUUAAACCCCUUGAAGACACCAGGAGGACGCUUUGUCCUUUUGUCUUUUCACACAACACCUCACAGGGUUAGUGCGCUGUGGAGGAAUAACGUGCCUUUCUCUUUUCUUUACCUUCCUGGUUCAGUUUUAUUCUCCUCACACUCCCUUACUAGACUAUUGGUCUCCUCUCUGACAGAUGAUCUGACUUUUUCAUAACUUUUAUGCAAAGUUGUUCAUCCUCCUGUCCGCACUGUCUAGCUCAUCUGUCUGGACAUGAAUUAUUUUACAGUCUUGACUAAAUAACUACAGAUGUCUGAUAUUAA